Cryptomeria japonica (Japanese cedar) is the source of this 2611-nucleotide messenger RNA. RefSeq lists its product as uncharacterized. The transcript has 10 exons. Bases 892 to 2304 code for a protein of 470 amino acids. The record is from RefSeq and is a predicted model, not a curated record. Gene Ontology annotation, molecular function: calcium ion binding; 3'-5'-RNA exonuclease activity. NCBI's taxonomy places the organism in Eukaryota, Viridiplantae, Streptophyta, Pinopsida, Cupressales, Cupressaceae.
UGGUAAAAAGGUUGGUCUAUGCAGGAUCUACUCCCUUAUGACCGGUGAAUCUCGUCCUGUUUACAAUCUACUCAAGUUCUUUAAUAUUUUUUUCAGUAAAGCAAAAUUAAAAAGAAACCGACAUUUCCUCCCCCAUCACUGUCAUUGAUCUGGCAGCCAUGUUUCUUUACAUUCUAGCCAUUCAUUAUGACUGGAACAUUCAUCCAAAGCUUUGCAGGGUGAAGCCACCUUUAUUAUUGAGCUCCCAAAAAUCUUAGAUUACUGCUGCUCACGAAUUCAUUUAAUCCAAUAGUUACAAUUUACAAUUCAGUAAAAUAAUACUUUUUCAUCAAACUAUUGGUGGACAAGUCUUUGUUUUGCAAUUUUUAAUUGCUUAUUUGAUGAUUUUGCUGCGUUUGCCGGUCACUAAGAUUUUGGCAUCGGGACAACAAAAAGGUGUGCUGUUAUAAAGGAAUUUUGUGAUUAAUUUUUUUUUGGUGGAUUCUUCCCCCUGUGGAUGGUAAGUUUGCCAUCAUCUUCAUCCCACCAGACAAAUAAUUUACAAAAUCUUUGGUGGAUUCUCCCCCCUGUGGACGGUAAGUUUGCCAUUAUCUUCAUCCCACCAGACAAAUAAUUUACCAAAGGGCCUCGCGAGAUUUUCAGUGCUCAAUAAUUUUUGAUUCUUUGAAUUUUGUGAUUAAAAAAACUUUCGGUGGAUUCUUCGAUCUGUGGGCGGUGAGUUUUCCAUCAUCUUCACCCCACCAGACAAUUUGCAAAAAGACAUCGCGAGAUUUUCAGUGCUCAAUAAAUUUUGAUUCUUUGAAAGGAGUUGUCCCAUUAUAUCAUAUGGUUAUAAAUCCACAUGAGUACUAGCUUGAAGCUUGAUGAUUACGCUUCGUCUGCUCCGCUUUUAUGUAUAAAACUCCACUGGAUUGUGUGAAAAGUUAUUGUGUAGGCAUGGAGACGUGUGGUGCAGAGUUUGAUGAGGAAAAUCAAAUUUUUGUUUCAGAGAGCAGUAAAAUUCAGCACAAAAGAAUGAAUAGGAAAAUUGGAAACGUUUCUUGCACUACAUUCAAUAUCCUUGCACCAAUAUACAAGCGCAUCAAUAGUGAGAUCUGUCGGGAAAGCCAGUUCAGGGAACGUUGGUGGAACCGCAAUAAAGGAAUACUUGACAUGCUUCUCAAAAAAGAAUCAUCUGUCAUUUGUUUGCAGGAGUUCUGGGUUGGAAAUGAGGAGCUAGUUGAGAUGUAUGAGCGCGACUUGAAAAAUAAAGGCUAUGCAAUUUAUAAACUUGGUCGUCCCAAGAACCGUGGAGAUGGUCUUCUCACUGCAGUCAAAAAGGAUCGUUUCAGAGUAGUAAAGGUUAAGAAAUUGCUAUUGAAUGACAAUGGAGAUCGUGUAGCGCAGCUAUUACAUGUUCAGUCUGUGCUUCCAUUUCGUCGAAGCCAAAACGGAAUCAUUCAGCAAGACACACUGGUUGUCAACACACACUUGAUGUUUCCUCAUAAUUCAGAUAUUUGCCUUGUUCGUCUCCGCCAGGUAUAUAAGAUCCUGGAGCGCUUGGAAGCCUACAAGGUAGAAUGCAAGCUCCCCUCUGUCCCAAUAAUUCUAUGUGGAGACUGGAAUGGAAGCAAACGUGGACAUGUCUACAAAUUUCUACGUUCUCAAGGCUUUGUUUCAUCCUAUGAUGCUGCUCACCAUUACACAGACAGUGAUGCGGAUGCUCAUAAGUGGGUUAGCCAUCGCAAUCAUCGUGGCAAUAUCUGUGGAGUGGAUUUCAUCUGGCUUCUUAAUCCUAACAAUUAUCGCAAGUCUUUGAAGACGAGCUGGAAUGAAGCUGUAUUUGGAAUUGUAAAGUCUAAAUUGUGGGAGGCUGGUUUGAAAGAUAGAGAUGCAUUCUGCCACUUCAAGUCUGAGAACAGUUCUGUUGAUUAUGUAAAAUUCUCGGAAACUCUGGAUCAGCUUGUCCGCGGUCUUAGUACUGAAGAAAUUGAGGACUUGUGGGCAGCAGUUGAUACCAAUAGAAAUGGAAUUGCUGAUUAUGAGGAGUUUCAGAGAGUGUUGAAUCCUACAGAGCAGUCUGCUGCCCCUGUAUUUAGUAGGCAAUCGGCUACUCAACAUUUAGUUGGAAUCGACAGAAAGCUGCAGGAUGUUGAAAAUCUGCAAGAAUCGGCAUUUGGUUUUGAUGUUAAGAAAGCAUUUCUAUUUCCGCCAGAGGUUGAAAGGGGAAUGUGGCCUGAUAAUUAUGUUCUAUCUGAUCAUGCUCCCUUAACUGUUGAGUUUGCUCCAGUGAGGUUACCAAGGACACACGAAUCUGUGUGUUAAUUCUUUAUCACUGAUGCUAACAACAAUGCUAACUGUUGUAUACAGAAGAUAACACACGAAUGACCCGAUAAUAAUGAAUAUAAGGUUGGGGCAUUUUAAGUGGCUCGACUUGCUUUAAGGUCUUGUACCAUAGUUUCAACAAUGGGGAAUAUCUACCUGUACAUCACACUGAUUCUCUACACAACCUGUGGCAUUCGUUAUGCAGCUGUUGGAAAUUGGGAUUGGAUGUCCAAGAAGUUGAAACUAAUAUCUUGUAACGAUGGGAAGAAUUUUUAAUAUAUUGAGAGCUUGGAAGAAUUUUUUUAUA